CAUUUUUUGCAAACUACAACCUUAUGGAUUAUAUAGAUUACACAGAGAUAAGAUUUUCAUUUAUUGGUACAAGAAAGCAUUUUUUCUCGGAUAAAUAAUAUUAUGUUUCUGUUUUUGAUGAUCGUUUCGUGAUGGGAACAGUAAGAAUCAAUAAUUUAAAGAUAGACAUCCAAUACAUAGCAGCCAAAAUACACAAUUUAGUUUGGUUUUGCUACAAAAAUAGGAUGGAAUAUUAAAAAGACCAAAUAAGGAAUUUUAUUAGAUUCAUUUAGUUUUUUUUAUAAACAAAAGAUGAAGGCAAUGAAUGCUAGUAAUGAUAAUUUGAUAAAGUAAGUAAUGAUUCAAAAUACAAUUUUAGAUUCAAAGAAAUGAUAAGUUUAAAGGUGACUUUUGAUAACAUUAAUGAUUUGUAUGAACCUCUUUCCUUAAUAGGCAAGGGAAUUUCAGCAAAAGUUUAUAGCACUCUAUAUAAAAUAGACUAAAAAGUUUAUGCAAUAAAAGCUAUAGAAAAGGCAUUUUUAAAACAACAAAAUGAAUCUGGUUAAGUAUUAAAAUAUAUUUAUAUAUUCAUAAGGCUGCAUUUAAAAUGGAAGUUUCUAUUUUAAAAACUUUAGCAUAAUUCCCAGACAACUUUUUAACAUUGAAAGAAAUUUUUGAAGGGGAUUAGGUUCAUUGUUUAGUAACUUCUUAUUUGGAAGGAUCAAGUUUAGCUUAAGAAUUUGAUUGUUUGAAGGUAAUGAUAAAUUAACAAAUAGACAGCAGAUAUGUAUAGGUUUCCUAUUCAUUAAGCUAAGCUUAUAAUGAGAAAAUUACUUACAAAUUUAAGUGUCUUGCAUGAAAAUAAAGUAUAUUUGUUUUUUUAUUAGAUAAUUCAUAGAGAUUUGAAGCCUGAUAAUUUAAUGUUUUCAAAAAAAAAUGACUAUUCGACAUUAGUCUUAGUAGAUUUUGGUUUAGCAACAUCUGAAUCUAUGGUAAAGUAAAAUAAAUUUGUAAAAAGAUUUCUAUUUCCAAAGUGUGGUACACCUGGAUAUGUAGCACCUGAAAUUUUAACUUUGAAACCUUUUAGUAAAUACACAACAAAAGUUGAUAUCUUUAGUUGUGGUUGUAUUUUUUAUAAAAUACUUACUGGUAAAAAUUUAUUUGGAGGAAUUUCUUUCGAUGAAACACUUAAAUAAAAUAGAAUGUGUUAAAUAGAAUUCGACCUUCCUCAUGAUUUACAACAUAUAACAGAAUAAUCUAUCGUAAUUGUAUUAAUAGAUUUUUAGAAUUUAUUAUAAUUAAUGUUACAUAAAAAUCCAAAACAUAGGAUUAGUGCCAAAGAUGCUCUUACUCAUCCUUUCUUUGAAUAAAAUCUUGACUAAAAUAUAAUAUAUUCUCAAAAAAGGUCAAUUAAAACAUUCUUAAGUGCCUAUUAAGAAGAACAAUAAUCUGAUUUAGAUAGUUUUUAAGAUGAUAAAAUAAGUAAUGAAAAACAAGUAGAAGAGUCGAAUUUUAUUUAAAUACCAAAGAGUAAGAGAUGCUCUUUAAUGGGGGAUUUUUCUUAAUAGUCUUAAUCUCCUUCCAAAUUCUUACAUGACACAUAAUAAUUUUACUAAAAAGAUCCACUUUUUGGGUUUAAGUGCAUAAAAGUAACUUAAAGCCCUUAAGUAUCUUAAAUAUUAGAUUGA
Messenger RNA from Paramecium sonneborni, 1667 nucleotides. The record is from the annotation of a GenBank genome assembly. Lineage: Eukaryota; Ciliophora; Oligohymenophorea; Peniculida; Parameciidae.